Molecule: messenger RNA, 375 nt
Organism: Brassicogethes aeneus
Lineage: Eukaryota; Metazoa; Arthropoda; Insecta; Coleoptera; Nitidulidae
Source: the annotation of a GenBank genome assembly
AUGAAAUAUUUGCUAAUAAGUUUGGUUAGUUUGGCAGUGGCAAGCCAAUUUGUUUGGAGUCUUAAAGAUUCAAAUAUAAAUGAUGGAGAUUGCGAUGGAACAGGCCGUAUUGUCUAUAAAGAAUCUAUGAAUAUCACGUGGGCAUUUGCUGACUAUACAAUAGAAACCAGAGAUAUAUGCACUCCUGCUGACAACACUGUAAUAAAAUGUAUUCAAAUCAAGGACUUAAGGAAUGAUGGAACCAACGGAAGGGCCCAAAUAACUGAAGGAGGACCUGGAUACGAAUGUGUUUCUAUCAAACUUAAAUCUCAAUUUAACAGAGGUAUGGAAUUUAAUAUAACAGUUUGGAGCAAUAACAAUACAUUGAUAGUAUAA